AAGUGCUGGUCGACUCUGGUGCGACUUGCAAUGUGAUGAGCGAGACCACUUUUAGAGCCAGCUUUAAGGGAGUGCAAUUGCUGCCUAGCCGUCGUAGACUAUUUGCCUAUGGAUCCGGGAAACCGAUGCAGGUCGUGGGACAUUUUAAAACAGCGAUAUCAUUUGAUGACGUCACAGUGCCAGAUGCUGUAUUUUAUGUGAUCCCCGGCUCGCAUAUAUCGUUGUUGGGUAAGGAGAGCGCUGAAAAGGUCGGGUUGCUGCGGGUUGGUCCCGAAGUGAGCUCUGUUUCACUGAGCCGUGAUCCCACUGACAAGUACCCGAUGCUCUUCAGUGGCCUUGGCAAGCUGAAGCAGUUCCAGCUGCAGCUGCACAUCGAUCCCGACGUCCAGCCAGUGGCCCAGAAGGCGCGACGGAUCCCAGUGGCGCUCCAGAAGGCUGUAGAGAAGAAGCUGGAGGAGCUGCUACAACAGGAGAUCAUUGAAAAGGCAAACGGACUCGUUGAGCGGCAAAACCGGACGCUGCUCAAAGCGAUCAGAGCUUCAGUGGCGGAGCAGCGCGACUGGCGGGAGUCUCUGCAGGCCUUCCUGCUGGCGUAUCGGACCACGCCACACCCGUCCACCGGGAAAAGUCCGGCGGAGCUGAUCUACGGCCGGGAGCUGAGGACCAAGCUGCCGGAGGUCGAUCCGCCGCCAGCACCCGGGCGCCGAGCGGUGCAGGCGGCCCAUGAUCGUAGCGGGAAGCGCGGCAAAGAGUAUGCGGACAGGCGGCGACGCGCAACGCCGCAUAACAUACGCGUGGGUGACAAAGUGUUGGUUCGUGUGCCCCGUAAAGUGGACAAACUGAGUGCUGCGUUCUUCAGGGAACCGUAUACUGUCGUCAGUGUGAACGGUUCACAGUUGACUGUAAGGCGGCCGGGGGACGGGAAACUGUUCAAGCGUAACAGCACUUUUUGUAAGAGGUUUGUUGAGUAUGACGCUUGUGUCGAUCUCGGAGAACCAGCUAUUCCGUGUGCUCCGGUCGCCGGUUCAGCGAUACCAGCGACUGUCGGUUACCGCACGCGCAGUGGUAGGCUGGUACGACCGCCAGAUCGUUUCGGGUACUCUGUUUGAUCUGGCCAUAGUGAGGCGUCAGGUUUUGUUGUUGUUUACAAGGAAAGGGAUUGUUAUGUUUUGGACCCGUUCCGCGGACCGGCUGCUGGUAGGCUGUGCCGCCGUGCACCGGCCCGGCUCAGUGUGUGCCCGCGGGGCAGGUCAGGGCCGAGGGAGUGUCUGAGUCGGGCCGAGCGAGUGCUGGCAGUCGGUGUCGGACCGGGGCGCGGAAUACAUACAGGCACGAACCGGA
Amphibalanus amphitrite is the source of this 1341-nucleotide messenger RNA. RefSeq lists its product as uncharacterized. Gene Ontology annotation, molecular function: nucleic acid binding. The transcript is spliced from 2 exons. NCBI's taxonomy places the organism in Eukaryota, Metazoa, Arthropoda, Thecostraca, Balanomorpha, Balanidae. The coding region runs from base 36 to 1109 and encodes 357 amino acids. The record is from RefSeq and is a predicted model, not a curated record.